AUGGCAAAUUGAUGUGAUUUAGCUGGUCAACGCAGCUUCAAGAUUCUGCUCGACUUUUGGGCAACAACAAAUUUGGAGCAGCAAAAAGAAAGCAAAGUGCAACAAAGACGAAAUCUUAGACACUAACACAAUCAAAAAUUGGCUUGAUUACUAAACAAUGGGAGAGUCAUCAAUUGUGAGCAUGAGGAGCGGUGGAGGUGAAGCGCGUUUCAUGCCACCCGAAGAGCUGGCGAUGCAAUCGUUAAUCAAACAGCUUUAUAAAUCUCGCCUGUUUCGCGGCUUUUACAUCGGACGCUGUUACGUUGAUCAGGUCGAAGGCUAUCGGGAUGUAAUAGCUCUGCAGCGUAGCGAACGUGAGCUUGAGAAACAAUUGCUUAGCAGUGCAUCGAAACUUCAGCUUUUUUAUCAGCGUUUUGUGCCCAAUAUGUUUGUGGGCAUCACAAAGGGCAAUAUGGGCAGCUAUACCCACACACCGCACCCUUCACAGCUAGACACUUGCAUCUGGACGGAACUGAAUGACUUGGCUUUUGGCGAGUACUGGUUUAGCAUAAAAACGCUUCGAUUUCGGGAUCAAGAAGUGUCCCUCAAACUAAAAAUGGUGCGACCUGUAGAGACGGAGCUCCAACAAACGCGCAGCAUCAGCAUCGCUACCACCACCAAAGAUAUGCGAGCAUCAUCUUCAAAUCUUGCUACAUCACAGCCUAAAGCGGCAGCGGAAGGAACCGAAAACCAGCGUCAGUCAGAAAUAGGUUUGUCGGAUUUUUUGGCUGUGCUACAGCAAUGGGGUGAUGGCAUCAAGCUUACCAUCUACGAUUUUAUGGCCAACGAUGUGAACAAACGUAAUAUUGUGGGUACAAUACGGUUUCUUGGCCUGCUCAUCUUCUCCGCAUUAAGUGGCGCUGUUGUUGCUUUACGAUUUUUAGGCAUUUUUACGUUGCGCUUCCUCUUUGAACUCAGCCGUUUUACACACACCGCAACACCCAUUCUCUUCAAGAUAAUUGAGUUUAUUAACAAGAUUUUCGGUGCGUUCUUCAUAUUGCUAACGAUGAUUUGGAAGGACCUGAUGAUGAAUCGAGGAGGAGGCGGUGGCGCACCACCACAGUCGAAGCAGGCCUUGGAGGCUGGCCAACGGUUUCGGAGUAUAGCCUACGAAUCCUCGGAAGCCACUUAUCGACGCAGUUCCCGUCAUAAAUCAACAAAUUUACUUUAGUGCAAUUUAAAAUGGGCUUUAAAACACUCACUUAAAUUUGGGGUAUUGUUUAAUUAUGGCUUUUGUGUUAUUAGUGUUAUCUUAAAAUUGUGGCUGCAUGUAAGUUAAAGGGACCCUUUGCAUAUGGGAAAAGAAUUCAAGUUGUCGUCCUUUUAAAAAUUCUCUUUAGCAAACUUACUUUUGUGAGUUACCAAUCAGUUAAAUUAAUCUCUGUGUUAAUUUAAUGGGUAUUGUUUCGAAAUUUUGUAUCAUACUGUAUUCAUAGGUUUUAAAUUAUUUCGAAGAUUAAAAUUUUAUGUGAAUAAAGUUAUUAAAAUAAAAAAUUUAA
Messenger RNA from Scaptodrosophila lebanonensis, 1538 nucleotides. RefSeq lists its product as uncharacterized. The transcript has 4 exons. NCBI's taxonomy places the organism in Eukaryota, Metazoa, Arthropoda, Insecta, Diptera, Drosophilidae. The record is from RefSeq and is a predicted model, not a curated record. Bases 158 to 1210 code for a protein of 350 amino acids.